Molecule: messenger RNA, 1212 nt
Organism: Peromyscus eremicus (cactus mouse)
Lineage: Eukaryota; Metazoa; Chordata; Mammalia; Rodentia; Cricetidae
Gene: Pcmt1
Product: protein-L-isoaspartate (D-aspartate) O-methyltransferase
Exons: 8
Coding region: 16-873 (285 amino acids)
Biological process (GO): protein modification process
Cellular component (GO): cytoplasm
Molecular function (GO): protein-L-isoaspartate (D-aspartate) O-methyltransferase activity
Source: RefSeq, a predicted model, not a curated record
UGCGUGCCGCGGGGGAUGCCGGGAGCGCGCAGUGGCGGCAGCGGCAGCGACGGCAGUAACAGCGGCCGCUCGAGCGGGGACAGCAGCGGGGCGGUGACCGUGUGGGAGGUGGUCUCACUCUUGGGGAAAUUGCUGGGGACCGUCGCCGCGCUGAAGGUGGUUCUGUACCUGCUCCGGGUGUGCUUCGCGAUGGCCUGGAAAUCCGGCGGCGCCAGCCACUCGGAGCUAAUCCACAACCUCCGCAAGAAUGGAAUCAUCAAGACAGAUAAAGUAUUUGAAGUGAUGCUGGCUACAGACCGCUCCCACUAUGCAAAAUCAAACCCUUACAUGGAUUCUCCACAGUCAAUAGGUUUCCAAGCUACAAUUAGCGCUCCUCACAUGCAUGCAUACGCACUAGAACUUCUCUUUGACCAGCUGCAUGAAGGUGCUAAAGCCCUUGAUGUCGGGUCUGGAAGCGGAAUCCUCACCGCCUGUUUCGCACGGAUGGUUGGUCAAAAUGGAAAAGUCAUAGGAAUUGAUCACAUUAAAGAACUAGUAGAUGACUCAAUAAAUAAUGUGAAAAAGGACGACCCAAUGCUUCUGACCUCAGGGCGAGUCCGGCUGGUUGUGGGUGAUGGAAGAAUGGGAUAUGCUGAAGAAGCCCCAUACGACGCUAUUCAUGUAGGAGCUGCAGCCCCAGUUGUGCCUCAGGCACUAAUAGACCAGUUAAAGCCUGGUGGAAGAUUGAUAUUGCCAGUCGGUCCUGCAGGAGGAAACCAAAUGUUGGAGCAGUAUGAUAAACUACAAGACGGCAGUGUCAAAAUGAAGCCUCUGAUGGGGGUGAUAUAUGUGCCUUUAACAGAUAAAGAAAAGCAGUGGUCCAGGUGGAAGUGAUUUUCUCUUCUGCUCUUUCUUCUUCCACACAUUCAAGGGAUGAACUGUAAAAGCAACAUGAGCUUGACCAGUCUAUAACAUUGCAGUGGAUUGCUCAUCUCGGUCCUUAAAGCAUUUGAAAACCAACAGCAUCACAGCUUGUUUUGGACUUCAUUACACUCUUAUUUUCAGCAUGAAAAUGUGUGGUUUUGUAGGACUUCCUAAUUCAGAGAGGCGCAGAGCCAAGGUUGCAGAGAGGGCAGCAAAGUAUAACUUUGUGUGUUGUUUUAACACGCCCACAUUUUACUUCAAAAAUAUUAAAAGAAAGUUCUCCACAUGGAGAGCUUAGUUUGUGAAUUA